Molecule: messenger RNA, 2780 nt
Organism: Rhizopus microsporus ATCC 52813
Lineage: Eukaryota; Fungi; Mucoromycota; Mucoromycetes; Mucorales; Rhizopodaceae
Exons: 4
Coding region: 7-2667 (886 amino acids)
Molecular function (GO): lipid binding
Source: RefSeq, a predicted model, not a curated record
AUAAAAAUGUACAAAUUAAACAAUCCACCUCAACCUCCUCCAAAAGAUAAUAAUGAUAAUAUCAUGAACCCUGCUUCUGCACCACCUAUUCCAAGUGAGGCUGAUCCCAAGGCCGCCAAGCAAAGAGCUACUGAACAAAAGUACCAGUUAUUCAGCACUUGGCAAGCUAUUCAACAAGGAAAGAUGCCUCAUAAUGCUCAACUGGAUGAAAUGUUGGAAAAGUUGAUCCAAAACAAGGUUAUCUCUUCAAGAGAGCAUUUGAUCUCUGAAGACGGAAAGAAGUUAUUGAAUGAUCUCCGUGAUCUGUUGCAGACUGUAAGAAAGACUCUGUCUGUGAAGAAUAAAGAUGAGCUGUUCCAGUCUUUGGUUUAUCAUCUUCACUGCAUGGACACGCCUAUAUCAACAAGCGAUAUAACUGGAACUCUUAAGGAAAAACACGAUAAAGAAACAUUAAAGUCUGAAGGAAAGAAAGCCUCUGAAUCCCUUAUGAAGAUUACAAAAUUGAUGUUAACCAAUCAAGAAUUCCGCUCUCUCCUGGGUGAACUGAUUGAAGUCUCUCAAGACAUCUUCACUAAUGUCACCUCCAAGGUGGGCGACUCACUUCAAGGCGCUGGUGAUAGCCUUCAAGACGAUCAAAAGCAAACAUCUGACCGAUCUGGAAAAGACCUGGUCGAUAACGUCCUUGACCGUGGUCUUGAGGCCAUGGACAGUCGUGGUAAAGAAGUGACCGGCGACGAGCCAAGACGAAAGAGUGGUGAACUGCUGAGCACGGAUCCUAAUGAUCCCAGACAUGUCGGUCUUAUGAGCACAGGCGAUACUGUUCACCCUAGUGCUAUCCCAAGAAACGAUUUACCUACCACAUCUGCCACUGAAGCUACGGUUCCUCCUUCGGCUUCUCAAACCGCUGAAAAUACCGCUAGGAAUAAAGAUUUGACAUCCAGCGACCGUACUCAAGAGAUGCGUGGUCAGGCCGAAGAGAACAAGAAUAAGUUUAAGGACAAGGCUCGCUACCAUUUGGACGAGCACAAGAACCAUGCUCGUCAAACCGUGAAUGAGAAGCUUCCACAGGAAAAGCAAGAUGAGCUCAUUGAACGCCUUCGAUUGGUCCUUGCUCAAGUUCAAAAGCAUCCCGAUUACCAAGGUGCUAUUGAAACACUCAUCCAAUUGAUCAAGACAUGGUCUUCUCGUUUAUCCCAAGUCUCAGAGGAUGUCAAGAGCAAAGCACAAACUCAAGAUCAUCCCGAAAAGGCCAGUUAUCGUGAGACAGCUGAGCGUGAACUCAAGGCCAUCAUCGAAUGCUGGGCUCAAGGUCAAUCUAUCGAUCCUUUGUUGCGUGGCGUACAGAAUGUGGUGAAUGACAUGAAAGAAGACCGCGAACUUCGUGACUACUACAAUAAUGUGUUGCGCUAUGUUGAGAAAUUGAUGCGUGAACCUGGCUACGCUAGUCGCGAUGAAUCUACUGAUGAAGGAAGACGCUUGAUGGACCGUGGCCAUGAAGUAAUCCGUGGCAAGUACGAUGAUCAUCUUCGUUUCUUAAACUCUGAAUCUCGUCGCUACAUGAACUUGAUGGCAGAAGAUGAAAUUUCUUCUGAAAUCAGUGACCGUAUUACAACCAUUCACCGUGAUUUAUGGAUGGACAGUGAAGGUAACCCUUCAUUCAAGCCUCAUCUCUUGAAUGAUAUGAAGCUGACACUCUUACCUGCUUUCAUUGACGAAAUUCACUAUAUUCCUGUUCCUCGAAUUGAACACAGUGAUCGACAAUUCGAUGUUGUGGUUGAAAACCUUGUGAUCUCUGGUGAUUCAUUACUCCCCAAGGUAUUUGAUACCAAGGUCGAAGUCUUCAACAGCUUCAGUUUCUUGACCGAAACACCUUCAAGACCAAGCAGUCAAAGUCUCUUGAUCCGUAUGAGCGAAAUUCAGGCCGACGUGGACGAUGUCGUGUUCUGGUUUAAUAAGAAGACCGGAUUUCCUAAAAUUCAAGAUCGUGGCGUGGCUUCUUUGGCUGUAGGAGGCAAAGGUAUCUCUAUUGUUCUUCGUAUUCGUAGCGUGGUAGAAGAUCCUAGCAAGACAUUCAAGGUGGACUAUAUCAAGUGUAAUGUCGACAAAUUAAAGGUCAAGGUGAAUGACACCCACCAUGAUGUCCUCUACAAGAUGGUUCUUCCUCUUGUCAUGGGUACCAUGCGUCGACAAAUGGCCAAAGCCAUCGAGAAUGCUGUUGUUGAGAAACUGAAUGCCAUCGAUCAACGUAUCACACGCAGCAUUGUUGACUUCCAUCAAGGAUUGCAAAACAGAGCAUAUGAAGCAUUGCCCGAAAGCGAAAAGCAAAAGACCGAGCCUUACAGAGUAUCUCAGAACCGUCCUCGUCCUGGUUUCUGGUCUACGAUUGUUGCCCUCAUCAAUAAUAACAUCAAGUCCAAGGUUGAGACCCGAAAUAUGAAAAAGCAGCAGGACAAAAAGAGUCAAAAGGAACCUGAACGAGCAGAUACAUCAACAAGAAGCAUUCCUCCUGCUAGCAUUCAAACCGGUCGCCCUCUUCGCGACACGGUAGAUAGUCCUCAUAGUCCUCCCUUAUCUCCUACCAAGUUACAGCAUGAUCAUAGCAAGGACUAUAAGACAGCUUACGAUCUAUCUGAGGCCCAGCUUGCUUGUCCUAUUACAAAGCCUUAAUCAUUAUGUGUGUGUAAAUAUGAAAUAUGAUCUUAUUUUUUUUGUGUGUAAUAAAAAAAAACAUUAGUCAGUUAUUAAUAAUUUUCUGUAAAUGAUAAAUGCGCGCAUUUAUA